AUGAAUAAGAACUUUGGCAGUCUUGUCGUUGGCGCCGGUGGAUUCGAGAAUCUCCCGUUUUUGGAAAAUGAUUGUCGUAAUUAUAUGGACAAGGCAAGACAUUUGCGACUUGGGAAAGGUGGCCCUGGAGCGCUUCAAGAUUAUUUUUUAAGGAUGCAGUACAAAAAUCCCGGGUUCUUUGCGUUGAUGGACUUAGAUGAUGAGGGGAGAUUGAAGAUUGUCUUCUGGGCGGACCCCCGUAGUAGGGCAGCAUAUCAGUAUUUCGGUGAUGUGGUGACAUUUGACACUACGUAUCUGACCAAUAGAUACGGUAUGCCCUUCACACCAUUUGUUGGUGUAAACCACCAUGGCCAGUCAAUUUUGUUAGGAGCAGGAUUGAUAUCCAGUGAGGAUACCGAGACAUUUGUAUGGUUAUUCCAGACAUGGUUGAAAUGUAUAGACGGUAUAACUCCAAGAGCCAUAAUCACAGAUCAAGACAGAGCGAUGAAAAAUGCCAUUGCCAUUGUAUUCCCAGAAAGCCGACAUCGAUUCUAUUUGUGGCAUAUACUGAAGAAAGUCCCCGAAAAGCUUGGCUCUCAUAGUGCGUACAAAAGUGGCAUGAAAACUGCUUUGAUGAAGUGUGUGUAUGACACUCAAAGUGUUGAAGAGUUUGAAAAAUGUUGGGAGCAGCUAAUCACCACGUACAACUUGCAUGAAAAUGUCUGGCUACAAAGUUUAUAUGAUGAGUGUGAGCAUUGGGUACUGGCAUUCUUGAGGGACGUAUUUUGGGCGGGAAUGAGUACUACGCAGCGGAGCGAGAGCAUGAAUGCAUUUUUUGACGACUUCCAUUCAUUUAGUGUCUCCAUUCCCUGUAUAGCUCGAUCCCCAAUUGAGAAGAAAUUUCAAGAUCUGUACACGAAUGCUAAAUUCAGGGAACUUCAACAACAAAUUACCAGUAUUAUUGAUAUGGAUCCAAAGUUAUUUAAGCAUGAUGGUACAAUAAAGACAUAUCAUGUAGAGGAUGAAGUUCGUGUGGAAGAGUUCACAAAGCCGAUUACACACUAUGUGGACUUUAGUGAGGAAGAUGCAACUGCAAAGUGUUCAUGUGGAUUGUUUCAAAUGAGGGGGAUAUUGUGUAGGCACAUUUUGGCAAUAUUCAAAUGUAAUGGGAUUAAGUCUGUGCCGGAUACAUACAUUUUAGAUCGAUGGCGGAAAGACAUCAAAAUGAGGUACACAUUGAUCCAUAGCAGCUAUGACGUAGGGGAUCAUCGGGCAGAUGCUAAUAGAUAUUCAAGUCUAUUGAAUAUCUGUUAUCAGAUGAUUACUCAUGCUGCGGGUUCAAGUCGGCAUACUGAGGAUGCAACUAAAAAAUUGUAUGCAAUGAUUGAGUUAUAUCGUGCCAACCAAGAACCCCCAUCGAUAACCCUCCCUGGUGCGAAUGUUGGCUGUACGACUGCUGAUACAACUACAGUUGGGAGUUCAAAGCAAGUACUAAGUCCAAAAGUUGUGAGAGGAAAAGGCAGACCCCCAUCUCUAAGGAGAGCAUCAAGGAUGGAGAAAGACAUGAGGAAAGUUAAAGCAAAGACGAAGAGAGUACUAGUUAAGGGGAAACGCAAACAGCGAGAUGGAGGAGAUACAGCAGUCGUGGACACUUGCAGGAGGUUAUUUGGCGGAGGAGAGAUGGAUACUCCCAAUGUUGAACAAGUCCAGGCCCGAGAAACGGUGAUUGGUAGUCAAGAAAGUAUGCAAUUUGGGUUAGAUGAAUCGCAACCGGGAGAAAUUGGGUUGAGUGAAUCACAACCGAUGCAAUGA
Juglans microcarpa x Juglans regia is the source of this 1791-nucleotide messenger RNA. Its product is annotated as protein FAR1-RELATED SEQUENCE 5-like. Lineage: Eukaryota; Viridiplantae; Streptophyta; Magnoliopsida; Fagales; Juglandaceae. The record is from RefSeq and is a predicted model, not a curated record. Bases 1 to 1791 code for a protein of 596 amino acids. Gene Ontology annotation, molecular function: zinc ion binding. The transcript is spliced from 4 exons.